This is a messenger RNA of Lachnellula hyalina, 1230 nucleotides long. RefSeq names its product putative oxidoreductase. Gene Ontology annotation, cellular component: cytoplasm; late endosome. Gene Ontology annotation, biological process: retrograde transport, endosome to Golgi. Bases 1 to 1230 code for a protein of 409 amino acids. Gene Ontology annotation, molecular function: oxidoreductase activity. The record is from RefSeq and is a predicted model, not a curated record. The transcript is spliced from 3 exons. NCBI's taxonomy places the organism in Eukaryota, Fungi, Ascomycota, Leotiomycetes, Helotiales, Lachnaceae.
AUGGCUUCAGAACCACGGAAUAUUGUAAUCAUUGGAGGAGGAAUCAUCGGGUGUACCAGCGCCUACUUCCUCACCCGCCACCCCGCCUUCAAUCCCUCUCUCCACAGCAUCACCAUCCUCGAAGCCACAUCCAUCGCGUCCGGCGCCUCGGGCAAAGCAGGCGGUCUGCUAGCACUCUGGGCAUAUCCGGAAUGUAUCGUGCCUUUAUCCUACCGACUGCACGCUGAACUUGCAAAGGAACACGAUGGCGCGAAACGAUGGGGGUAUAGAGCUGUGCAUUGUGGCUCCAUAGAUGCUAAGGGCAAGAAACUUGAAGGUGAGAAUGGAGGAGAGACUGCUGAAGGAGAGGAUGAAUGGAAAAAGCUUCCUAAAACACAUAUCAAGCGGGGGAAAACUAUAGGUGCUGAGAUACCCGCGGAGUUGGACUGGUUCGAUAGUUCUUCUAUACACAGUUAUAGGGAGAUGGGAAACCCAAAUACAACAGCACAAGUACACCCAUUCCUCUUCACGACCUCCAUGGCGGAGCUCGCCCAAGCUUCCGGAGCAAAAAUUGUCUUCGGCUCUGUGACGGAAAUCGAUUAUACAGGCCAUGGUGUAAAAGGCGUGGUGUAUAAGGACAAAGAAACAGAAGAAGCAAAAAGGCUAGACGCUACAGAUGUAAUACUAGCUGCAGGACCCUGGUCACGCAGUAUCUUUCCAGAUGCGCCAAUCGAUGCGCUACGCGCGCACAGCGUGGUUAUCGAGGCGGAUGUGAGUCCGUAUGCAGUCUUUACUGAAAUUGAACUGCCAAAAGACUUUACCGUACCUGGGCAGGGAAAGAAGAGGAAACAUGGGAAGAGUGUCAAUCCUGAGAUGUAUGCUAGACCUGAUGGGACUGUUUAUGCUUGUGGCGAAGGCGAUGAGCGCAUCCCCCUCCCCGCCACCUCCGACCUUGUAGUCUGCGACGAAUCUAGUUGCGACGACAUAUACGCUUACAUAUCCUCCAUCUCCCCAACGCUCAAAGCCGGAAAAGUGCUUGCGAAACAAGCUUGCUACCUCCCUCUCGUUGCUAGUGGCGGUGGUCCUAUUAUCGGCGAAACAGGGAUAAAGGGGCUGAUACUAGCGAGCGGACAUACGUGUUGGGGGAUCCAGAACAGUUGUGCGACAGGCAAGCUGGUUAGUGAGUUUGUGUUCGAGGGCGCAGCGAAGAGUGCGGAUAUUGAGAGUUUGGAUCCACGGAAUGUUAUGUAG